AUGUCUUUGGAUUUCAUCCUUACCAGAGACUUUCUUUUUCGAUACGUUUCAUUUUCUCUCUUCUUUGAGCCUUUUCUUCAUUUUCUAAUUCUUUUCUUCUUUCUAUAUUUCGUCUUUUCUUUUUUCUGUUUUUCUUUCGUUCUUUCUAUACUGCUUUCUCUUAUUUUAUUCCUUAUUUUUUACUUUAUUCUUUUCUUUUUUUCUUUUUUCUCAAUUUCUUUCUUCCCCCGUUUCUCGUUUGUCCUUAAUUUAACUUGCUUCCUUACAGUCUUUCUGUUUUGUUUAUAUUUUACAUUUCUAAUUACUUCAUCUCUGCGUUUCAGUGUUCUUUCUUUCUUUUCAUUUCUUUCUUCAUUUCUUUCUUUCUUUCUUUCUUUUCCUUUCUUUCUUCAUUUCUUUCUUUCUUUCUUUAUUUAUUUCGUUCGUUCUUUCUUUCUUUUUUUGUUUAUUUCUUUUGUUCUUUCCUUUUUUCAUUUCUUUCUUUCUUUCCUUUUUUCAUUUCUUUCUUUCGUUCUUUCUUUUUUCAUUUCUUUCUUUCAUUCAUUAUUUCGUUUUUCAUUUCUUUUCUUUUUUUGUGAGAGAGAGCCCAACGGCUGUAAUCAGAUUAGACUUUCUCUUGCUUACAGUAUUGACAUUGUUUCCUCUUUUGCUUUCUUCGCUUCAUUUUUGUCACAGAAAUAA
Messenger RNA from Acanthosepion pharaonis, 681 nucleotides. The record is from the annotation of a GenBank genome assembly. Lineage: Eukaryota; Metazoa; Mollusca; Cephalopoda; Sepiida; Sepiidae.